AUAACAAAGGAAGAUAUAUCAAGUUUUAAAGGAGGUGAAAGACAAAAGAAAAGAGUCAUGACUACUUUGUCAAAGAUUUUAUGUGUGUUGAUCAUUCUUCUUUUAUUUUUCUCCUUUCGAUAUUCACUUCAUGAAGAUGGGAAUCAACAAUCAAGCGGUGACUUCGUUUCAACUGCUAAGAAGAUGAUAGGAGGAAGAAAACUUAUGAUGACAAGUGGAGAAGAAGAAACAACACUAAAGAGAGGAAAUGGAAAGACAGAGAGAAACUCGAGCAAAAGUGUUGAAGAGGAUGGACUCGUUGCUUACACUGCUGAUUAUUGGAGAGCUAAGCAUCAUCCUCCCAAGAACAACUAGUUCUAAAAUCAUAAUAUAAAAUAUCUUUAUAGAUAUAUAAUUAACCAUAUAGUUUCAUAAAGUGAAAUAUGUUUGUUUUAUGGUGUGUAAUAUCCUUUUUGUAGUGUGCUUUUUUUCUUUUAACGUUGUCACGGCUUAUUUAAUGGUUUACAUGUAAACCAAAAUUUUGAACUUUGAAGCUUUCGUAUGUACAUGAA
Capsella rubella is the source of this 551-nucleotide messenger RNA. Its product is annotated as root meristem growth factor 3. Bases 58 to 354 code for a protein of 98 amino acids. NCBI's taxonomy places the organism in Eukaryota, Viridiplantae, Streptophyta, Magnoliopsida, Brassicales, Brassicaceae. The transcript is spliced from 3 exons. The record is from RefSeq and is a predicted model, not a curated record.